CCUCCCUUCGCAGCGUGCCGCACUCCGCCCAACCGACAGGGGGCGCAGGUACUUCGGCUCCUUCUAGGCUGAAGGGCUGUGGGCCCCUCCUGGCGCCGGCGCCGGCGCGUCCCGACCCGAGACCUGUCCGUACGCUAAUGGCUGCCUUUGCAACCGCUGCGCUCCGGGGACUGACGCGCUCCGUGCCCUUGCUGAGACCGACUUCGGGGUGUCUGGCACGAAGGAGCCACCACUUGACCCCUGUGGAUGAUGAGCUAUUCCAGAGGACCACCAUUACUUUGUUGGAGAAAGAGUCACCCCACAUUAUGUAUAUAGAUACCUACAGUCCCUGGGGAUUUACUAUCAAUGGCAACCGAGUUGUGGGGCCCUGUGCCUUGGUCCCCCAUUCUGUCAUUCAGUGGAAUGUGGGGAGCCAUCGGGAUAUCACAGAGGAGAGCUUUUCCCUUUUCUGGAUGUUAGAGCCUCGAAUUGAAAUUGUGGUGGUGGGCACUGGAGACCGCAUGGAAAAGCUACAGCCAGAAAUACUGAAGGCCAUGAGAAAGCGUGGAAUUGCCGUUGAGGUCCAGGACACGCCCAAUGCCUGUGCUACCUUCAACUUCUUGUGCAACGAGGGUCGGGUGGCUGGUGCUGCCCUCAUUCCCCCACCUGGAGGUUCACCUUCAGCUCCAGCUUCAUCCUCACAUGUAGAAUAAAUAUCACUAAUCCUUC
Molecule: messenger RNA, 708 nt
Organism: Dromiciops gliroides (monito del monte)
Lineage: Eukaryota; Metazoa; Chordata; Mammalia; Microbiotheria; Microbiotheriidae
Gene: NDUFAF3
Product: NADH:ubiquinone oxidoreductase complex assembly factor 3
Exons: 5
Coding region: 138-692 (184 amino acids)
Biological process (GO): mitochondrial respiratory chain complex I assembly
Cellular component (GO): mitochondrial inner membrane
Source: RefSeq, a predicted model, not a curated record